Maudiozyma barnettii is the source of this 2100-nucleotide messenger RNA. Its product is annotated as putative metalloendopeptidase. Gene Ontology annotation, cellular component: cytoplasm. The record is from RefSeq and is a predicted model, not a curated record. The coding region runs from base 1 to 2100 and encodes 699 amino acids. The transcript has a single exon. Lineage: Eukaryota; Fungi; Ascomycota; Saccharomycetes; Saccharomycetales; Saccharomycetaceae.
AUGGGUGAUCAAAUAGAAUUUUUUAACCUCAAGAAUGACGAAAAAGUAGUCUCCCCUUGUCUAACCAUCCAUGGCAAAUUGAACAACAAGGCCUCCAAUGCGAAGAAUAUUCAGGUCCAGCAUCCUCAAUUACCUACUCUAACUUUCCCAAUUAAUACACAGUAUUUCAAAGCUACUAUUUUGCUAACUCCAGGUGAAAAUGUUCUGACAUUUAUAACCGAUACCAACGUUGUCGAAAGCAUUACUUGUACCUAUACACCAUUGACUCAGAACAAGCCAAUCCAUUUGUGUUUGAUAGUCGCAAAGGAUUCUUCACUGAAAUUUGAUUCUCCUAAGAGUCAGGUGGCCAAAGAAGGUGGUCAUGAUCUAAAUAUAGCGGUCAAGAAGUUACGUGUUGCGGCUAGACUAAUGCAAGCUUACACCAAUGAACAGAUGAUGCGUAAUGGUUUUGGUAACCGUACAAUGAAUUUUGUUGAAGAAUUUACAUAUGAUACACAAUUUAAAACUAACCAAACAAUGAGAAAUACCGUAAAGGUCCAUAUUGUAAGAUCUCAAAGGUCCCUAAAAGAAAUUAGAGAUCCUAAUGUUGCUCAGCAAAACAGUAAAGGUAAUAACACAGGCGCAUUAUUCGGCUGGGCUAUGGAUGCGUUGAGAAAUUAUGGUGGACCAUUUGCACCAAAUGAACCUCCAGUUCAAGCUGCAUGUAUCUAUCUAGAUGGUCAUUGGGAUGGUAAUAUGAUUUUGGGUCAUGCGGCCCUUGGUGGUGGUGAUGAUAAUAUUAAAUUGGCCAUAUUUGGUUCUCACGGUUUAUACUCAUGGCCAACGUGUAUGGAAGAUAUUGUUCCAUAUUUCUUAGAUCCAACUAAAUCGUCCCUGAACGAAGUUGCUAAUGAUUGCAAUGAAUGUGGCUCUCAUUGGGAAUGCCUAACUGUCACACUUGGUGCAUUUAUGCAUGAAGUAGGUCAUUCCUUGGGAUCACCACAUCAAGAAUCGGGUGUAAUGUUGAGAGAUUACACUAAAUGGAAUAGAUCAUUCUUGACUCAGGAAUCUUAUUCCGUCAGGACAAACUCAUACGGUGCAAAACCACCUAUUUUUCCAACUGAAGAAUGUACAUGGCAUAGAUUAGAUUUGUUGAGAUUUUUAUUUCAUCCGGCAUUUACUAGAGAAGCUGACUACUAUGAUCAAUCGUUUUAUCGACCUUCUAAAAAUGGACGCUUCUCUGUGCCUAAGCCGGCCAUGUAUCUAUUAGGUAAUAAUUCGUGCAAAUUUUCAUCACAAACAGGUAUAUACUUAAUUGAAAUAAUUGCAGAAGAUUUAACUAGGGGCCAUUUGGAAUAUUUGCCGUUAUCUCUGGGUGGACCAGGACCCCAGAAGGAAGUCGUAGUUUCAUUAAAAGAUCUGCAGAACUUGUUGCCACCAAAUCGUGCAAAAUACAAAGAUUCGUUUAAUAUCAGAGUCCUUGCAUGUAACUCCCCAGAUGCUAACUUUGAUACCUUCCCAAGUUUAUUGAAGGCUUCGAUGAUUCCAAUGGACAAAUAUGGUUUCCCUUCGAAGGUUCAAGGUAUUAAAUCCCAGUUACUUGGUGGUGCCAACCGUGGUACAGAAAUUGAUAUUAUUGGUUUAGAUAUAACUAAAGUUAUUUGUGUUAGAGUGUAUCAUGGUGGUGCGCUUGAUGGUAUACGUUUCUUUUUACAAAAUUCUAAAGAGAGUUCAGCUCCACAACUAUCUGAAAAAAUACCAGUGGUUCCACCAAGAACAUACCUAGGUAAAUUAACUAAUAGUUUUAAGUCAUCUCCUGCUCCACCUGUGAGACCAAGCUCAAAUAAUAAAAGUAUUCUAUUUGGUAAGCAAACUAACAAUUUCACAGAUGUUACCUUGGAACCAAAUGAAAUAAUUACAGGACUUAACGUAAGAUGUGGUGCAUGGAUUGACGGUGUUCAGUUUAUUACUAACCAUGGUCGUAUGACAGAGAUGUUUGGUAACAAGAAUGGUGGUGGUCUUGCAGAAUUGAUGCCGCCACAGGGCCAGCAAAUUGUUGGUAUAUAUGGUAGGGUCAGUCAAUGGGUGGACGCCGUUGGUAUUGUGUACGCUAAGGUAUAA